Molecule: messenger RNA, 14373 nt
Organism: Xyrichtys novacula (pearly razorfish)
Lineage: Eukaryota; Metazoa; Chordata; Actinopteri; Labriformes; Labridae
Source: the annotation of a GenBank genome assembly
CUCAUUUGCCAUAAGUUCAGUAAACACAGGACGUGCAGGUGUCUCUGCAGCAGAAGCAUCAGCCUGGGUACUGUUUCACUGUUGGACAUGGAGUACUUUAUCCAUCACUAAUUCAUCACAACAGGGCAAUAUGGUAAGAAACUGUUAUUAGCUAUUUAAUUUGAGAGCCUUAUUUUAUUUAAAGAUAUAAAAAGUAGUACUUUGUGACUCCUUUAUAGAAACUCACACUUCUCUUCAUGUGUGAGCUGUUUGAUUUUGGCCAUUUCCUCCUGACCAUUGAGGUGUCUUUGACAAACGUGACUGCUGUGGACAGAUUUAACCCUAACACUGUGGGUAAAACCUCAGUAUCUAACUGUCUCAUAACUUAAUUUAUUCUCUUAAAAUCACUUUUAAAUACUCUAACCAGGUUUAUAAUUCUAUAACAUAUGACAUGUUAAGACAGCAGAUCCAAACUAAAACGACAGGGUUGUUUUUCAGUCUUACUUUUCCUGUUAGAUUGUGUUUCUUAAAUUGAAAGAGGAAGUUUCAGUUGGAUGAAAGAAAUCUUUAUUACACACAACUAUCACAGGUUAAUGAUUAACAGUGUACUCAGUAACUCUUUACUUUCCCGUCUAUCCUUCUAGCCUCUUUUACCUGGUUUUUAAGCCACGAUAACUAAUGUGUGAUAUUUACCGUUUUAUAAACAACCCUGUGUUUCUUUAGGUUUUGUACAUACUGGUGUGUACAAUAUGCAAAGACUUUGACCAUCGUGACUUUAAAACUUCAGCAUGGGCAGAUAACAUAUUGUAUUUGCAAAAACAUGCAAACUAUUCAUAAACAAAUGUAUACAUUGAAUGUUUGUUUUUCUCUCCUAUACAAAGCUUGGUCUGUACAGCGUCUUUGUUCGCAGGUAAAACAUGUCUGAUAAGCUGCCAUGUUAAGUCUUUAUAGAGGGAAAAUCUUGGCUUUCACCCAGUCAAAGAUUAUUACAAAAAUAAGAGAAAACUUUAUUCAUGCUAAUUUAUUUGACUUUCUUUAUUUGGUGCAUAUUCUCACAAUUUUCUGCAGCACACCUGCGCAGCUUCACUCUGUGGUAAAACUUUUAAAACAUCUGUGUUAAUGCGUCAGUCUAAAGCAGGCAGCGCCUGACAUGCAGCGGACCCCCCUUCAAGUGUGUGUGUGUGUGUCUUGUGGUAAGGAGGAUAGGUUUUUGUAAGUUUCUUUUGCUUCUUGUAAAAUGAGAGAUGUCUGCACUGCAAGCUGAGCUUUCAGCUCAUUGGUGCAGGAGCAAUAGUGGGGGAUAGCGUUUCUAUGGAAACCGCCACAGAAUGCUAGCUGAGGUAAAGAGAUGUGUGUGGUUGUAAGAACUUCCUGCUCUUCUUCACAACCUCUCUUGCAACCUUACAUUUCCAGAAAUACAGACGGUGGAACUUCCAAUUCAAACCAUCGUGUUUUAGAUGUUGACAGAAUGAGAACUGGGAGAGUUCGGUUAUGAUAACACCUUUUUUCCAUAUAAGUUUCGUUCUUAUGUUUGAUCUAUGUGUUUCUCUUUUAAACUGCCUUUCUCACUCUGUCCUCGGUCGCUGAACCCAACAACAAUAGUGCUCUGAAGACAGAAUGACAUUAGGUUUCUUACAAUGUAAUGAGAUUGAAUCUUGAUUUUCUCAUCUUUAUAAAAAACAAGAAAAAAAUGUGAUCUACUCCUGCAGAUUCAUUGAUUGUUAGUUGAAUAUUGACAUUAUCUCUGCUUGUUCACUGCAUUAGCUCAUUUCUUUGGUUAGUUCCUCAUUCAAACUGAUUUGUCAGAUUACACAUAAUCCCUGAAUAACACUGCAGAGACUCUUUAAACUGAAAGCAUUAGUCCUGACUAUCAUUACUAUAAUUCUACCAUAAUGAUUUCUUUGUUAAAAACCGCAUUUCUUUAUUUUUUUUCUUUUUUUUAAACUGGUUUAAAUGGUUAUUUGAGUCAAAUGUUCUGACCGUUUAAUCCAAAUCACGAUAGCCCGGUACAUUAUAGUCCUCUUUAAAGCAUUGGAUUUAGGCAGAGGUAAUGUGAUGUACCCCGUAGAGACAUUUCUUUUGUCAUAAUAAUGUGUGUCUUAGUUGUGAGAACAGGUAUAUGGGUUUUCUAGAGAGAUAAAUGUUUCUUAUAUACUGGACCAAGCUUUAUGCAAGUCUCUCAUCCACCCUCUUGACAGUCAUGCACUCAUCAGAACCAGCCGUGCAGCUCUGUUUUGGAUCUUAUUUAGCUCUUGUCUUGAAGCGCUGAAACAGAUACCUGUACAUUCAAUCACAGUUCAGUCUGAGCAAACAUGAGCUCAGAACCAUAACAUUUACUCCAAGCUUGGUGACUUAGCUCCUUCUUUUUUUCUGUGCAGUACCCAAUAGAUGGUGUCGUGCUUUAAUCCCAGAUCUAAUGAAUGGUACUGAAUCAAAUGUGUCAACAGGAGAUCUGUUUUGGUCCCCAAAGAAAUGUGAGGACAGGCAUUCUUCCCACUACUUGUUGCUGGGCUGGGAUUUGCUGUAAAUGUGUAAAUGUUUACUGUAAGCUCCUUACAUCUGGACCAAGUUAGCUCCAGUAAUCUCUGCUCUGCUAUUGUUGCCCCAAAGUCAACAGGUGAUGAAAUUGGCUCUCCCUUUGACCUAUUUUCUCUGGUUAAUGAGUCCAGAGUGUGUAAAAAACAGAAACAUAAGUCCACUGCUUUACAGAAACACAGAAAUCAGUCAGCACUCAUCUCCUGUAUUGUAAGGAGGGAGAGCACAUAUGCAGCUUUAUAACGAGAGUGGACAGAGGCCUGAAGGCACAAAUGUUGAAGUGAUUGCGCCCCGUACUGGGAAUAUGUGAUGAUCAGUAAUUAUAAUUCCUCGUAAUAAUAUUCCUCCCUAACUCAGCAGUGGCUUGGUGGCUGCAUAAGUCUGGUCCUUCCCAAGAUUUCUGCCUGUUAAAAGAUCGUUUUUCCCCGCCACUGUCACUCAUAUCAGAUGAAAUGAGUAAAUCUGUCUCAUCUUAUGGUUGGGUCUUGAUCAUUCAUCAAACAUCUAGACCUGCUCUUUCUCUUUGGAAAGCGUCUUGGGAUGACGACUGUUGUGAAUUUGCGCAUUAUAAAUAAAAUUUGAUUGAUUGAUUGAUUGAUUGAUUGAUUGAUUGAUUGAUUGAUUGAUUGAUUGAUUGAUUGAUUGAUUGAUUGAUUGAUUGAGUAAGACACGUUGUAGAUUCUGAAUAUAUAUUUUCAGUUAUCAACUUUCUCGCUGUUAAAAAUAUAGACCAGUCAGUUCCUUCAAAAAUCUGUAUAGACAUUGAGGCCUGAUUUUUUAAAGUUGGACUCAGUUAAUAGUUUUCACCGUGUACAUUUGCUAAUCACUGCAGUGGCACACCUGGAAAAUUACUCACAUUGACUUGUAUCUAAAUCUGAAUAACUGAAGAAAUCUUAUUCAGUGACAGUGUUUCAUUCUCCUUGUGGAGUGUGGUGAGGUAGCGCCCUCUCUUGACCAGCCGCCUCUUCAGGUGUGUGACCUAUGACAGAAAAAAACAGUCUUCUUCUCUCGGGGACUGAAAAUCGACUGAGGUCAACCAUAGGCUGUGUGGCUGAGAGCUGGUGUUUCAGUUCAGCUGACAGGAGCACAGCAGGGACUCAUAUGUGCACUUUUCCUGUUUGAGGUUGUGUUUUGACUAAGGACUUGUUCAUUUAAAGCAGGAAUCAGGAAAAGCAGCUGAAUGGGUCUAUGACAUGUAAUCCCAGAGUUCUUGAACAGACAGCAAACUAAGCACUGUUAAAACUCCAUAAAGCGAUGUCUUCAUAAUAAAAGUCCCUGUACAUAUCCCCAUGGAGAUACUUUUAUUAUGAAACAGAAACAAAAGGAAAUCUAAUGUUUUUAACAGCUGACAUUGACAUGACUUAAAUAACGACAAUAUAUUUCUCUGCUCUCACAGGCAGACAUGACAUGACCUUGAUUUGGGAGAUGUCAGUGAAUUUACAGAGGUGACCACAAAACUAUACAGGCUGAGAAAGGCAGCAACCUACACAUUUUUCUCUUGAAGCACAAAAUCACAAAAUAUUUAACAUACAGUAGGUCCAGAGCAGCAGUGGGUUUUGUAUGAAUAUUAUGCAGUCUUGUCAAACAUCUACAUGCCUAAGUAAAAAACAAAUCCCCACUUUAUGACCGUGUCACUCAAAAAUAAGUUAUAUCAUUUAAUUGAAAGAAGAACUUACAGCAGAAAUUUGACAUGAAAUUGCAUAACAUCUUAUGACAGUGGUUCUUUUUUUAAAUGAUGACCUGUUCCUCGACGAUCACCCGUCUAUAAAUACAGAGCAGAGUUACUCUGUGCCGCAGCAGGGUGCAGUUUUAUGCAGUGUAAGAAACCAGACAGGAAAUGACUUCUUAACAUCCAGUUUGAGAAAAGCAAGCAAAGACGCUGACAUCUGAUCACAAACUGAAAACUGGUCGAGUAAUUGAAGUAAAUGCCAAUAUCUUCAGUAAGUGGAAUUAAUUUAUAGCCCUUCACUUGUGCACAAAAAAUGAAUUAUUGAUACAGAGAAUAAUAAUAAAAAACACUGCAGUAAAAACAACAAAUUCAACAUUGACUACAUAACAGAAUUCCCCAUUAUAAAGCAGGUUUAGUUUAUAUGAGUGACCUGUAAGAAGUGGUGGGCAGAAACUAAUCAAAUUCACUGACAAUAGCUUUUUGUGUAUUUGUACUUUUUUGAGAUUUUUUUUUAAUUAAUCAGAGAAACUUUGUUUUUACAAAUCCAACACAAUUUUCCAAUCACAGUGAGGUCGACGGGGAACCACAACCUGAUGUCCAUCAAUGAGUAAUCUACACAACACCAGCUCAGAGACAGAGCUGUGAAUACAGUAGGCAGGAACUUUCUAUUAAGUGAAAUACGACUUGAAAAGAUUCAUGGUGUGUUGGUUUGAAAUCUGAUCAAAGUUACUGUACUUUCACUUGAGCUGAUUAUUUUAGUUCUCUUUCUACCUCUGCCUGUAAGUCAUGUGACUGCUUUUAUCAGUUUUGGUUUGAAUGUUACAACCACUUUGAAACCCAAAUACAGAAGAUGUAAACAGGACUACCAUCAUGUAUACAGUACAUCUGCUUUAAAAAGACAGUGUAGAGAGUUACCUGCUUUGUCUCGGCAUGCAUCAAAUGCUCAAUAAACACUAAAAUAACUCGGAUCUAAAGGCAGAGUUAUAAAUAUGAAACAAGAAAGUCUCAGAUAUUUCCUCACUGUUUGUGAUGGAUGGCUGCUCACCUGUCUGUACGGAUCUGCUCAAGCUUUUUUGCACCUUAAAUAAAGGUUUUCUUCCUUACUGUCACUAAGUGCUCGCUUGUGUUGCAUUAAUGAUGUAUCUUUGUAAACAAUAUUACAGAGAAUACUGUAAAUCUGCUCUUUGUUUAAAACUUUGGUUAGGAUUGGGCAUUUUAAAUCUAAAGGUAACUUGACUGAUUGAUUAAAUUGAAUCUCUGUAUCAGAUAAAUUAAUUUAGCUCUUUAAAGCGUCACCUUGAAGAGUUUUGAUAAACCUGAACCUCAAAAGAAAGUUGGUCAGAAAUAUCAGUUUAUCCUCUGGUAUGUAAAUCAGUCUGGUAGUAUUUAUAAUAACUCCUGUUUGCCAAUCUUCCUGUUCAUGAAGCUCUCAUAAAAGUGUUUUGCACAGAGUCAGGGGAGGAUUUUCACUUCUGUAGAGAUCAAAACAACCAGGAAGCUGUUGUUGCACAGUGUUUUCUCACUUUGUAAAGAUAGCAUGGAGGUUUGACGGGCUGUGCGUGUGUUUGUGAGCGUGGGGGGCAUGCCUUGCUGUGCUGCUAACUUCCUGCUUCUGAAACAGAGUUGCUUCACUUCCAGAGUUUGUGUGUCUGUGUUGUUCUCAGGAGGAGAGCAUCGAUGUCAAGGCCUUGAGGGCCCGCUUCAACAACAAGGCCAGCACCUCGGACAACAGCAGUCGGGACAGCGGCUCCCCCAAGUCUCCAAGACCAGGGUUCGGGAGACCAAUCCUGCCAGUGACAGAGAACGAUCUGAACCAUCACAGACUGUCCCCUUCAGUUCCUCCUCCAUUGGCUGGUCCAGGCUUCGUGAAGUUCCCCAGAUCAGAAGUGAUGGCGGCUUCAGCACCUCCAAGAUCUCCUUUCCCGCCUAGACCACCUCCAAAUCCUGGAAGCAGAGUGCCAGUCCAGCCGACAGACACUAGUAACGUCAAGCAGACUGGGGAGAUGCUACAGAACAUGAUGCUGAGACAUCAGAGACCUCCAGGAACUAAAUCAGCUCCUGCUCCUGUUCCUGCUCCUGUCCCUGCUCCUGUCCCUGCUCCUGUCCCUGCUCCUGCACGUCCUCAUGCCUCCACCCCUUCACAACUCCAGCAGCAGUCCCGGCUAAGGAGCACAGGGGAUGUGACCCCGCUGAGAAGACCCUUGCCCCCGGAAGGACCCUUACCUUUAAAACCCAAAAGGCCCCCUUAUGUGAACCUGGAGCCCUUCCUUCGGUCGAACCCAGUACCAGCUCUACCUGGACAGAGAAAGCCGGACAGUAAGUCUCUGAGUUUUAUUUCUUCAGUUAUUUUAGUCUUAUUCAGUCCACUUUGGAGGGGACACACCCAGUUCCUAUAGUUGAGUGAGAGUUAAGUGAGUGUCUGUCUGUCUGAAUGUUUGUAAAGGCUGGAUCAUUGAGCUCUUUUUCACAUGAAAAAAGAUAUGACCAAAGUUCUGCUAGUUUAAGAAAAAACUCUAAAAAAAUCUUAAAAGUUUGUAAAUGAUGCAAACAAGCAAAUACAUUCAUCUCUCCUCUGAAGGAACAUUAUUAUUCGUCAUUUGAAGGAAAAAGCAAAGCGUAUAAACAACAUUUGGUGGUUUUUAUUUCAUUAUCCUUCUCUUGUGCAUGUCAUGGUCAGAACACUUAUACAAGACUAGAAAAUACUUCAGCUUUUGAGUAAGACAUGCAUCUUUUCUGACUUGAAAAAUCUGAAUGACAGCUGAGCAAAAAAGUCCCAAAAUAAAGCACCAAUUGUGUUAUUUUCCAUUUAAAAUUAUUUCCUCAUGUUAAUUUGAGAGAGAAAAUUAUUUUAAAUAGGACAGUUGCAGAUUAUUUUUGUAGUUUUUUGAAGAAAUGAAAAGUUUGCAGGAAACUUUGGUUGAUAAGAUGAUACAUUUACGAAUCUAAAUGUAACUGUGCAGGUAAAAAUCAAAUCAUGAAUUCAUUACAGCAGCAUUUAAAGAGGACAUUUUUGGCAAACCAAAGUGCUCUUUAUCCAUAAAUAGAAAACUGUGAUUAAAAGCAGUAAUAUCAACAUAAACAUGUGGGAAUUUCUCUAAAUAAAGACCUUUUUUUAACUCUCUCAGGUUCUUCAUUUUCAGCUGUUGGAAAGAUUUCUUCACCUUCACCUGUCAGUCCUCCAAAACUUCCCCAAAGACCCGUCAAACCCAGGCUGCCGCACCAAGUUGCCUCAAUGUGAGUGUUUCAUCACUUCACGGGAUGCUGGAUUCAUCACACUCUGUGGAUGUGACCAACAGGAUAGUAUACGCAGAACAAAAAAAAGGAUUAAUUCAAUUUUUCCAUUUUUCCAAAACUUAUGUAAUUUUAAAACAAACUACUACUCCUUGAUGAAAUAAGUUUAGUGUUUCCGUCACAGCUGUCAUGUUUAUAAUCUGGCAGACAGGAAACUGAGAUAUACAGUCUUUUCAAUAUAACAGUUAUGGGGCAAAUAUACUUUUGGAUUCACCCUAUUGAGGAUAAAAUGUUCAAAGACUACAAGUCAAAGUUGAAUUUAAAAAAAAGAGCAACAUGCAGCAACAUUUUUUAAAUGUUUGUAGUAUCCAGGUGUAAAGUUGCCUCACCACAAGCCAGGACAACAUUAUUUCACAGAUUUGACUUUUACCGUUACCUGACACAUAAGAUGAAAGCACAAUUACAUCAAAUCAUCAUUGUCGGGUGAAAAAUCAGGUCUAAGUAACGACUAGGUUAUAUUUUGAAGGAGGCUGGAAUCAAGUUUUAAAAUCAUUGAUAAAUCAAAGAUUGAUAAUUUCACUUUUUUUAUUAUUACGGCAGAGACAUUCAGGACGGCCAGGACACCUAUGAUGAUGUUGGGAGCUUUGAGAAGAGUGGUAAGUAUUACAGCCUGUUUACUUUUACAUUAAAGCAUGUACUUUAAUUUUACAGUUCUUAAUGUCUUAAACACUUUAAAAUUUAAAUUUAAAGCAUUGUGACGAGUAAUUUAUUUACAGCAUCUUACAAAGGAUAAUGGUCGACUAUUUAAAGAUGUAAAGCACACCUCUUCUGUCUUCAUUUCACUUCACAGAGUCCUGGAGUGACAACAGUUCACACUGUUUGGACGAGGUAAGGACAAAAAAAUACAGCAAAAAUGUAUUUUAAUAUUAAAUGUGAAGCUGUAGUCUGUUUCAAAGGAAUACCUUAUCAUGCUGGUAAAAUUAUACAGUCAAACUUUUAUUCAACACUUUACUUUUCUUCUUCCAUUGAUUAGUUUUCCUUGUUUUUGAUGUAUUAAUGGUCUCUUAUCCUCUAUAGGAAGAUGACGAGGUGUAUGAAUCUAUUGAUGAGUGAGUAUCUUUCUUCCUUCACCGUUGCGCUUUGGCGUCGUGACAGCUCUGGUGGUUAACAGCUCUACCGGCUAAAAGUAGAGACUGGCUGCAGCAGCAUGAAUAUGAGGCAGGGCAUUGUUCACAAUAUUUGAAAUGUCGAAUGUUAUUUUUACACCUACCGCAAAUACAUUUAAAGCAUGUAUAAAAACCACUAACCCUGCAGCCUCUACCAACAUGUGACAGAAGAAGUUCUCAGAUGUUUGUUUGUUUUUUUUAAUCUAUAUUUAUUUAGAAGUAGUGUCACCACAACAGUGUAGAAGAAAAACAACCAAAAGGUUGGUGGUUCAAUCCCCUGUCCUGGGGUCCUCAUAGAUAAAUGAGAGUAUUUUAAUUGCAAAAACAGACACGAGUAUCGUCCGCUGUUCAGAAUCUUUUGUCAAAAGUAGUCUUAUUACGCUGUCUCUGUUUGUAUUAUCUCCUCACUGUCUGUUCAACUUGCACCAGCUUUGAACAAACAACCUCCUCACCACUUUCCUGCCUGUCAGUUUGUACUUAAACUGGGAUUAAAACCCAGAAUCUCCCCACAGUGAGGGAGCCGUGCUGAACACCACGCUCAUGUGCCACCUGUCAGUGCUUAGAUUUAAUAUAAGGUCAUCUUGGUGGUUUGAAAUCAUGCCCAGCUGUCCAGUAGGAUGAAGCCAGAAUGAUAACUCCACACAGGACAAUCCCUUACCAUGUUUUGGGCCCCAAACCUGUUUAUUCUGAGGCAGCAAGCUUACAUCAAACUAAUGCACACCUCGGCAUUUUAGGUUUAUCACCUUAAAGCACACUCUGGUAACUCAAAAUCAUUGUCUGCUUUGGAGCCUUUUGCUCUCAGACGUCUCUGCAGGGCCCUGUGUCUUUAGUUCCAUCUCCUUACUAGAACAUCGUGAUCAUUCAAAAGUGUGAACUUUUUUUUCCAGAAGUAGAAAGUUUAUGAUAUCUUUGCUUUACACUGAUUGCCCCCUGCUGGAAUUCAACACUAAAAUGAGCUUUCUCUUCUGCCUUGUUAUGCCCACUUGUUCCUUUAUUUCCUUUAUACUACGAUAACUCAAAAGUGUGCUCAUUACUUAAUUUAGAGGCAGGCUCUACAUUCCUGUGGGCCAUAUUUACAAUGCCAGGUUAUACGCUGACUGCCUUUAAUCUCAAUGGCUAUCUAGGAGCUGUGCUCACCCUUCAUGAAUCCAAGGUAGUUUCAAACUUGUUUCCACAGCCUGUGUUCACUCUCUCUCCUUUCUGAUUUCUUUUUUAUACCCACAAUUUCCUUUUUCUAGCAGUAGACACAGUGCUCCAGCUUCAGUCACUUUGUUCAUUUGUUUGCAGUCAGACAAAUCUGUUUGGGGGCAGAUUACACCAUUUUGUGCCUCAUGAAGGAGACUCCACUUUUUGCACAGAUUAAGAGUACGGCACUUUCUAAAUCCUAAUUUUCUCAGACCGUUGUGGUACCCUUGAAAGUUGUGUCAUAGAGAGAGAAAAAAUUUAAAACUACAUUUCUAUUUCAGGUCGAUUAAGGCCUGUUUCCACGUUCCCCCCACACUUUGGCACCUGUGUUUGAUGCAUUGACUAAAUACAAAUCAAUAAUUUUCUUACUUUAUUUGCUGCCUUAAAGAGACCACGUGGAAUUAAAUCGAGCAAACGCCGAGAAGAAAAACAAAAAGGAAGAAAAAAAGCGACGUGAGCAGGAGAAGAAAGAGAAGAUGGAGCGCCAGAAAAAAGAAAAUGAGUUAAAGAAGAACUUUCAGGUCAAUAUCAAACAUUUAUUCUUCACGAAACUCUGAGCUCUAUCUAUGUUAGUUCAUCAAAUAGACUCUCUUUUGGCCAAAUCUGGCAAGAAUGAUGACAAGUAUAAAUGAUUUAUCUAUUGCAUCUCCAUCCAGAGUGUUAUCCAUGUGGAGUGCCAUCUUUCAAAGCUCUGUUUGUCCUUCUGUAGUUACAAGGAGAAGUGGAGGUUCUUCAUACAGCCAGAGUCAGGCAUGACUGGAACGGAGGAGGAAAACUGGACCUCAGUGUUCGACAAGGGGAGAGUGUGGAGAUCCUCCGCGUGAAGAAUAACCCUGGAGGCAAAUGGUUAGCUCGCUCUCUGAACGGAACCUGUAAGUUUAAGCUCCAAUUAUGAUUUUCAAUUGAUUAAAAACCCUGAAGUCUGAACCUUCCCCUGUGCAUUAAGGGGGGGGUUUGACAGCUGUGCUGAAAAUGUGCCUUUCAAAAGAGAAGAUUCAAUUAUCAGUUCUUUGCAGGGUGACCUGUGGAGCCCAGUUCAGUCAAUAUCAGGCAGCAGUUCUGUGCUCAGGACGCCCACGGUAAUCAGUUUACUGCAGGUUUACACUCCCAUGUGACGAUGUGCAUGUUUCAAUUUGCACAGAAAUACUUUAGAUUCUGUUCAAACUAGGGAUAACUUUAUACCUGCUUGUGGUAGGAGAGUUGGUAUUUUGGCAAAAUUGGAGCUUUGGUUUUAAACUUUACUUUUGUAAAUUGAAAGAUUUAGGAACCAGCUUCCUGUGUAAGUUAGGUGUAUGUUUGUCUUUGUACUUAAGAGGACUAGUUUAAAUCUACAUCCUUAGAUCUUCAGAUCCUUUUUUCCUUUUAUUGGUUUCCUGAAAGAACUGUUAUCCACCAUGACUCUGAACGUGUGCAAACAUAUGAUGUACUUUUUUAUGCAGAUGAUAUUAACUCUAUCUGUCAAACUAAAAAAGUUCCAGCGGCCUGAUCCCUAACAACUUUUACACAUCUUUCUUCCUGAAGUUUUCUAUGAGCAUUCUCUAUAUCUCAUAAAUAACAUAACCUUUUUAUCAGACACAACGUCCUAAUUUAAGAAAACAAUAAACAGACUGAAGACAGUGAAGAAUUCAAGUAAGUUAAUCAGAGUAGAAUCACCUUGGCCAAGAAACUGAGGCUGAUUUUAGCCUGAACAAUAAAAAUGUGUUUAAAGUCACUUGAAUUUAUACUUUUUCACUACUGAAGGACAGGUCAACUAAAGGUGACUUUAAAAAAAUACAAUCUCCAAUUUUCAAAGCAGCUAAAUUGAGCAGUUUUAAGAUGUUUAGGUGCAGUGAACGGGCAGAUCUUGGUUUAAAAUCACUGGAUAAGAGUUGCUCAGUUCAGUCAGAGUUCUUGUAAACACCAGAGCAAAGAUCUGCAUGUUGAAAAUCUUGUGUUGAAACUGUGGGCCUCAUUCUUUUUAAGUCAUCCUCGGACCUCCUUCCUCUUUCUCCUGCAUUUAAAACCAUUUCACAAAUUCCUCAUGUACAAAAUAUGACUAAAUCACGUCAAAAGUGCUGUUCUUGUGACUGAUUCUAACAUGAUAAAUGCUUCAAAAAUCCAAUGUUAUGGUGUAAACUCUUUCAAAAAUAAUGACUUUUUAAUGAACUGUCGAUUUACAGCUAAAUAUAAAUUACUUUUGUGGUUUUAUUUUGAAACACAGUGAAAUUUUCAUACUUUAUUUACACUUUGCACGGGAUGAGUCUAUGCCCAUUCAUGCUCUGCAUCUUUCUACAUAUAAGUCCUUUUUUUCCUUGCUGUAUUACCUUGCAGACGGAUACAUCAGUAACACGUGUGUGGAUGUUGACUAUGAAGCAGUGAAGCGCAAAAUACUCCAGUCCAGAAAACCAGAAACAUCGGCGUUACCUCCACCACCUCCAGACCCUCCAAUGAUGAUCAACCUAGAUUCAAAUAACAGAGACAGGUUAGAUCCCACUUUGUUAUCGAAGCUUUGUUAUAGUGAAAUAUGAAAAAAAUACCAAGUUGAUUUGGCCUUUCAGUGAUUUAUCACUCUGUAAUUUUACCCAUAAGCUGAGCCUAUUGUGGUUGUAUUACCCAGUUUCACUCCAACAUGCUCUGAUUAAGAAUGUUUGUCUCUAAUUCGCAGCAUACUUGAAGAUGACAGUAAGUUACCGCCCACUCUCACAACUGAAAUUUAUUGAGAACCUCAUUUUUUGCUUUAUUUCCAUUCAUUUUUAUUUCUGUUUCGUCUGUAGAUGACUAUGAUGACGUUCAACCACUGUCUGAGGAUUUCCCCCCACCACCACCUGAAAUAAGGUAUUUACUCACAUCUGGUUUACGCAAUGAGGACAGGAUAUGAAAGUUUUAGAUGCUAGCCGCUUAACGCAGCUGACACUGAGACUUACUUUUGUUAAUGGAACUAAAAAGUUUAGAGAAGAGCACAAAGUUUACCUCUAAUAUGAAGUUUGCAUCUGUGGAAGAACAUCUGAAUAAAAGUCUCACAUUUAGUUCUAAUGCUUUUUGAGUAACUGUUAUAUCACUGUUUUUUUUUUCAGCAUAGACCCUAGGACUGUGAAGGAGCUAAGAAAAAAGUUUAAGGUAAAAAGUUUUUAUGCUGUCACAACAAUCACACAAGCUGUUUUUCAUUAUGGUGGUGAAAUAUAAUGAAAAAUGUACAGAUUGGAUCAAAAAGGGGCCUUGGUUAGCUCCCUGAGGAUACAUGAUGGAAGUAAUAAGGGGGGUAAUAAAGUAAUAUAAGGAGAAACACUACAAAGAAGGAUCUCUACAGUAGAGUAGUAUACCGUGCAAUACUGUGUGAAAUAUCCUGCAGUUCAAUGCUGCAAACUGGUCUCGUAUGCAUGACUUCCUACGCUUUACAUUUACAUGUAGCUUUUUCUUUCUUAAACACCACAUUUCUGAUAUUCUGCACUUUAUACCUAACCAUUUUAAUCUCUUACUUAGUCCAAUUUCAUUCUUAUUUGUAUUAUUGGUCUAUUAAUGUUUGUAUUUUCAAGAGCAAGUGUAACAAACAAAUUUCUCCCUGGAUAAAUAAAAUAUUCUGAUUGAGAUUCUGAAUUGUUGUUUCCAGUAUGAGGGGACACUGACGGUGCUGCACACCAUGAUGGUGGAUCCUAAUGCUGUCAUAAAAAAGCCAGGGGCAAAUUAUCUACAUGUGACUCAGGGAGAAGUCCUGGACGUCAUUCAACUCACCAACAGCAAAAAAGCUCUUUGCCGUAACCAGACUGGAAAAUGUAAGAAGCAUUUUAUAUUCUGCUUUUGAUGUUAAGAUUAAGAUUUACAAAACAUUAAAAACAAUCUGUGACGUUUCCAUGAGUCCUGCUGUUUUUUUCACAUCUGUUCUUCUUGUGUCACCCUCACAGAUGGUUAUGUGCCUCGGUCGCUUCUUCUUCAGAUGUAAGUGGAUCAUCAUUUCAAUACUUUUCUUUAAAACAAGCAGCAUUUCUUUAAUUCAGUGCCUUAAACUUGAAAGAUUCAUUUGAAAAAGUAUCUGUAGGCGGCAAAAACACAAAGACGAGUGAUGACUACAGACAAUAACUUUCUGUUUCAUACAUGCUUACAACUUUUAUUUUUACACAAAUUUUAGCUCUUGAUUUUAAAAAUUUGAUCUUCUCUUUCAGGGAAGGAGACAUUUAUGAUGACGUUGAUUAUGCAGAUGGUGAGUUUUCUUUGGAUCCUCUAUACCAAGCGUGAUUUUGUAAUUAACAAUAUCUACUUGAGGUCUCAAUUUUGAAAGUGUGAUCGAUCUUUUCUUUAAAACCCUUGUUUCAUUUGUGUUUCAGAUAUCUACGACAACGACUGAGCACACACGAUUUCUCACAGUAUACUAAACUAAACUCACAAACUUGAACAAAAAGAGAGGAAUACAGAUUAGACGAUAUCAAACUAUGCAAGAAAUCAAACUUAAGCAACAUAAACAAACUGUAUAUCCCUGUAUAUAUUUGCUUUAUUGGACUCCACUUAUUACAUUCAUGUAGACAGGAUUGACAUAGCCUGUGCCACAUGAUGUGAGAACUAACCCAUAAACAAACUUAUAAAAUAAAUACUGAACACAGACAUGCCUUGUGCUGAGAGAAACAAACUAGACAUAAG